Molecule: messenger RNA, 1466 nt
Organism: Camelina sativa (false flax)
Lineage: Eukaryota; Viridiplantae; Streptophyta; Magnoliopsida; Brassicales; Brassicaceae
Product: pentatricopeptide repeat-containing protein At2g41080
Biological process (GO): RNA modification
Molecular function (GO): RNA binding; protein binding; zinc ion binding
Source: RefSeq, a predicted model, not a curated record
AUGGCAGAGCAAACUGAAAUGGAGAUCAAUGAGGUUGCGUUUCUAAACUUGCUUUAUGCGUGUAGCCAUUCUGGUUUAAGAGACAAAGGGCUUGAGUUGUUUGACAUGAUGGUGGAAAAAUACGGGUUCAAGCCCGGUUUGAAACACUACACUUGUGUGGUGGACUUGCUUGGUCGAGCAGGCAGUUUGGAUCAAGCCGAGGCAAAAAUAAGGUCUAUGCCAAUCAAACCAGACACCAUUAUAUGGAAAACACUGUUAUCUGCGUGUAACUUACACAAAAACACAGAAAUGGCACAGAGAGUCUUUAAAGAAAUUCUUCAGAUUGACCCUAAUGACUCCGCUUGUUACGUCCUGCUUGCAAAUGUUCACGCCUCAGCUAAGAGAUGGCGUGAUGUCUCAGAGGUGAGAAAAUUAAUGAGAGAUAAGAAUGUGAAGAAAGAAGCUGGAAUCAGCUGGUUUGAACACAAAGGUGAAGUGCAUCAGUUUAAGAUGGGAGAUCGCUCUCAAUCUAAAUCCAAAGAGAUCUAUUCAUACCUGAAAGAACUGACUCUGGAGAUGAAGCUGAAGGGAUACAAGCCGGAUACAGAGUCAGUGUUGCAUGAUAUGGAUGAGGAGGAGAAAGAAUCAGACUUGGUACAGCACAGCGAGAAACUAGCGGUUGCAUUUGCGCUCAUGAUAUUACCUGAAGGUGCACCGAUUAGAAUAAUCAAGAACUUGCGGGUUUGCAGUGAUUGCCAUGUUGCCUUCAAAUAUAUAUCGGUGAUCAAGAACCGAAACAUCACGUUAAGAGAUGGUAGUAGAUUCCAUCAUUUCAUUAACGGAAAGUGUUCUUGCAGCGAUUAUUGGUAGCCUGGCAGUUAAAGUAUGCUAUGACGCCGUGAUUCAGAGUCUUUCUGGAGUGUUAAGCACUCGGAUUGGAUCAGGAAGCCAUUUGGGACGAAAGCAUUCAGCAACAAGGGUAAAUUUUUGUAUACAUGUUGGGUCAUAUGGACACUGGUCACAAGACUCAGAUUCUUUACAUUGCGGGUAGUAGUAGCUUUGUAGUCUACCUUGAGAUUGCUCCUGCGUGUGUUAUUCUUGAGUCAGGCGCAGAAAGUGGUUUGCUUUCAACUUUACUUGCUCUACCCAUCUCCGCAAGUAGAAUCAGGAUGGUGUGAGUUCUCUGCUCUUUCUCACCAUGCACUGAGCAAGUAGAAUGCACUUGCGAAUCCCUCCGAUUAGAUUUCCUACGUAACGUUCGUUAACUUCAACAGCACCAAUUUACUAAAUAUGUGCUAACCAAUUGUCAUAAGCGUGUAGUUCCUCAUUCAUUUUUAUCUUAAUGCAAGUUUUUGCUUUAUUAUAAUUUGUUAAGUUUUGCAUAGAUGUGUUUUACUCCCUCCGUUCUUUAGUUGCUAUUUGAGGAGAAUUUUUUUGUUUUUAUAUUAUUGAUGUAUGCAACUUUUCAUGCAAAACUAAUUAGUUUA